Messenger RNA from Felis catus (domestic cat), 4957 nucleotides. RefSeq names its product heterogeneous nuclear ribonucleoprotein U like 2 (gene HNRNPUL2). The record is from RefSeq and is a predicted model, not a curated record. Bases 26 to 2269 code for a protein of 747 amino acids. Lineage: Eukaryota; Metazoa; Chordata; Mammalia; Carnivora; Felidae. Gene Ontology annotation, cellular component: membrane. Gene Ontology annotation, molecular function: protein binding. The transcript has 14 exons.
GGAGGCGGAGGAGGCGGCGGUGGCGAUGGAGGUGAAGCGGCUGAAAGUGACCGAGCUGCGGUCUGAGCUGCAGCGGCGGGGCCUGGACUCGCGCGGCCUCAAGGUGGAUCUGGCGCAGCGGCUGCAGGAGGCGCUGGACGCCGAGAUGCUCGAGGACGAGGCCGGCGGUGGCGGGGCCGGGCCCGGCGGGGCCUGCAAGGCGGAGCCUCGGCCUGUGGCCGCGUCGGGCGGUGGCCCGGGCGGGGACGAGGAGGAGGACGAAGAAGAGGAGGAGGAGGACGAGGAGGCGCUGCUUGAGGACGAGGACGAAGAGCCACCUCCUGCCCAGGCCUCGGGCCAGGCCGCGCAGCCGCCGCCGGAGCCCCCGGAGGCGGCAGCCAUGGAGGCCGCGGCCGAGCCCGAUGCUUCCGAGAAGCCGGCAGAGGAGGCCACGGCCGGGUCAGGUGGGGUAAAUGGUGGCGAAGAGCAGGGCACCGGCAAGGGGGAGGAAGACGAGCCGGAGGAGCGGAGCGGGGACGAGACACCAGGAUCCGAAGCUCCGGGUGACAAGGCCGCAGAGGAACAGGGAGAUGACCAAGAUAGUGAAAAGUCAAAACCAGCAGGCUCAGAUGGUGAGCGGCGGGGGGUAAAGAGACAGCGGGAUGAGAAGGAUGAACAUGGCCGAGCUUACUAUGAAUUCCGAGAGGAGGCUUACCACAGCCGCUCAAAGUCUCCACCACCCCCUGAAGAAGAGGCAAAAGAUGAGGAGGAGGAUCAAACUCUUGUGAACCUGGACACGUAUACCUCGGAUCUCCAUUUUCAAGUGAGCAAAGACCGCUAUGGAGGGCAGCCGCUUUUCUCAGAGAAGUUCCCCACCCUUUGGUCUGGGGCAAGGAGUACUUAUGGUGUGACAAAGGGGAAAGUCUGCUUUGAGGCCAAGGUAACCCAGAAUCUCCCAAUGAAAGAAGGCUGCACAGAGGUUUCUCUGCUUCGAGUUGGAUGGUCUGUUGAUUUUUCCCGUCCACAGCUUGGUGAGGAUGAAUUCUCUUAUGGUUUCGAUGGACGAGGACUCAAGGCAGAGAAUGGGCAAUUUGAGGAAUUUGGCCAGAGUUUUGGGGAGAAUGACGUCAUUGGCUGCUUUGCUAAUUUUGAGGCUGAAGAAGUAGAACUUUCCUUUUCCAAGAAUGGAGAAGACCUAGGUGUGGCAUUCCGGAUCAACAAGGAAUCCCUGGCAGAACGGGCCCUCCUACCCCAUGUCCUCUGCAAAAAUUGUGUUGUAGAAUUAAACUUUGGUCAGAAGGAGGAGCCCUUCUUCCCACCACCGGAAGAGUUUGUGUUCAUCCAUGCUGUGCCUGUCGAGGAGCGUGUGCGCACUGCAGUCCCUCCCAAGACAAUAGAUCAGUGUGAGGUGAUUCUGAUGGUUGGACUGCCUGGAUCUGGAAAGACCCAGUGGGCACUAAAAUACGCAAAAGAAAACCCUGAGAAAAGAUACAAUGUCCUGGGAGCUGAGACUGUGAUCAGUCAAAUGAGGAUGAAGGGGCUUGAGGAGCCAGAGAUGGACCCCAAAAGCAGAGACCUUUUAGUUCAGCAAGCCUCCCAGUGCCUUAGUAAGCUGGUCCAGAUUGCUUCCCGGACAAAGAGGAACUUCAUUCUUGAUCAGUGUAACGUGUACAACUCUGGCCAACGGCGGAAGCUGUUGCUGUUCAAGACUUUCUGUCGAAAAGUGGUGGUGGUUGUUCCUAAUGAGGAAGAUUGGAAGAAGAGGCUGGAGUUGAGGAAGGAAGUGGAGGGAGAUGAUGUGCCUGAGUCUAUAAUGCUGGAGAUGAAAGCCAACUUCUCUCUGCCUGAAAAAUGCGACUAUAUGGAUGAGGUGACCUACGGGGAGCUGGAGAAGGAGGAAGCUCAGCCCAUUGUCACUAAGUACAAGGAGGAGGCAAGGAAGCUGCUGCCCCCCUCCGAGAAGCGGACAAACCGCCGAAACAACCGAAACAAGCGCAACCGGCAGAACCGAAGCCGAGGCCAAGGCUAUGUGGGCGGGCAGCGCCGAGGCUACGACAACCGGGCCUACGGGCAGCAGUACUGGGGGCAGUCUGGAAACAGAGGGGGUUACCGUAAUUUCUACGAUCGAUACAGGGGAGACUAUGAUCGAUUCUACGGGCGGGAUUAUGAGUACAACAGAUACAGAGACUAUUACAGACAGUACAAUCGGGAUUGGCAGAAUUACUACUACCACCCCCAGGACAGAGACCGAUACUACAGGAACUACUACGGUUACCAAGGGUAUCGGUGAAGCCCCUGUCAUGCUCGCCUGUCAGCCAUGAAGCUGAAUCUCUAGGGGUGCCAGGCACCCCCCCAAAACACAACCAAGGAAAACAGGGGCUGUUCGGGUGGGGCUGAGCUGCCGGGGAGGGGCGGUGGGGGGGAGGGUGCGCAAGCAGGGGCAGGGGAGGGGGGAGGUGGAAACGACAAAACUGUACAUUUUUUUUAAAAGUUUGUUGAAAAGAAUAUUGUCUUAUUCUAUAAAACAUUUCAAACCUAGUUAGAUAUUUGUAAUCAAAAAACAUUUGUGCAGAAAGCGGCACUUAGGGCUGCCUGUCCUGUAUCCUGCGGUUGGACAGGAAAAGAACUAAAAAUGUCACCCUUCUGACAUUCUAAGGCAGCUGGACUGGCAGCCAAGGAAGGGAGAGCGGAGGAGGUGGUGCGGAGAGGGCGGGGACGCCCAUGAGGGCGCUCUCCCCGGAGCAGGCAGGAGUGGGGACAGAGGGAGCACUUGUGACCGGGGCAGUGAAAAUAAACGAUUGGCUCUUCUCAAUCACUUGCACCAACUAACCGUUUGUAUUUUCUUUACUGACCUUUCCCUCUUGGGAUAUCCGGUCUGGUGGGCUGGGAGGCCAAAGCGUCCCUGUCUCCCCUUUCCCGUGCCUUGUGCUGUUUGGCUGAGGCUUGGAAGACCACCCGUCGGGCGGCUCCGUUCUGGAGGCUUCCCAGGCCAAGGAGGCACGGGGACCGUUCGUGAUUGCAGGGCAGAAUAGCCGGCGCUCUCCAUGUACCCGUUAAUGAGUUUCCAUAGACUCCUGGGGGAGAAGGGCAUCGAAGCCCUCAGCCUGAAGAUUGUGACUUGCCAGUCUCUACUCUGUCUUCCAAACUUGAGACAGGCGGGAAGUCCCUGAAAUCAUCUCUGUUAGAGCAUCUGUCCUCUUAUAGUGCAAGAGAAGGAGCGUUUCUCAGGGUUUCAGCUCACACAGAAACGAAGCAGGAUUCUUUUCACUGCAGCAGGAGAUGUAUAUAGGUGAAUCCUGUGGUGUGGGCUACCAGGCCCAGGUGCUGAGAAUAGCAACUAUUUUAUACAGUGUGGAGGGCAUGAGCCCUACUGGUUUUUUUGAUACACAGGUAGAGAGUGAAUAGGAAAGGGGAGGGAGGGGGGCGGGGCGGGGGGGGGGGAGGCAGCUCGGAGUGGGGCUGCUGAACUUGGGGAAGAGCGAGAAUGUGAGUGCGUGUAAUGUGUGCAUGAGAGGGAGCGCCCCCUCCCAGCAUCUUGAAACAGGAUUUGUCUGGGGGUGCUGUCCCUGCAUGUCCCCACAGAGGCCUCUCGCCGAGAGACUUCUAUUGGGAUAGUGUUUGUUUGUAACUUUACCAACCCCCUCCCAGUUCUUGAUGAACAGCUUCGGGUUGCUGGGCUCGAGAAUAUGGGUGGGACAUGAGAAUGCUCUUUCGACAUUCAGCUUCAGUUUUCAUUCAUCUUCCUGCUCAGCAUUCUGUCAGCCUAGAACUUACUCUGCACACACCAUGUAUUGCAGCACUUGCUAGUGAGGGAAGACCCAGGGUAGCGUUGUGUUACUUACCAGACGAUGUGUCCAUUUCCUCCCCUGGGCAGUUCUCUGCCGAAAAUUCUGUGCUGAGAUUUGACCUUUCCCUCCCUCCACUGAUACCUCCAUGCAGCCCUUCCCUAGGCAGGCAGGCCCACAUCUGGUCCUCUGGUCACCCCCUGCCCGAUACACCCUUCUGCCCUACAAGUACCUCUGACCCUGAGGCUGGAAGAGGGGUGCUGGCACGAAGGAAGUUUGCUUGCUCCUAACAAUGUCCUUUCUCUUGGCGCCUGCUUCCUUGUGGUGCCAUCAUGGAUCUGUGUGAGGCAGUGAGUGAAGUGAUUGCCUGAACCUUUCUGUAACCCGCUCACUUUUUAUCGUUAAGGGAGUUUGAGAGAGCUUUGCUCGUAGUGUCAAGGCAAGGAGGCAAAAACUGGAGCCCAAAGAAAUUCCCUUAGGGCCAGAUUAUAUCACAACAGUAAGUUGAAUUUUGAGGCAGAAGUUGCCAUCCCUUUUCAAAUGUUCAGUCCUCCAGCGAAUAGUAUCUUUUUAGAGUCACAUGGUUUGGGGGUGCUAGGCCCUCAGGGCCGGGGUGGGGGGCAAAGAGCUUAAGCCGAUUGGGGGGGUUGGGGGAGUCAGGGGAAGGUACUUGCUGUUAAUUUUUGACACCAGAAAGUCACCUUUAAAAAAAAAAAAACAAAAACGCUGUUUUUCUGAUGGAUGGAGAGUGAAACUGCCACAUCCUUGUUGGUUUAGCCCAAGAGAUCCCUUGCAGCAACUGUAGAUGUCUGGGUUUUGUUUCUGUCUUUUUAUUGUGAAAAAAAAAAAAAAAAAAAUGUUACGGGGAAAAUGUGGAUUUACCAAGAGGGAUCCCUAGCCUUGUUUUCCUUAGAAGACUUGUUUAGUGUUUUAUCAGACGUCUUUUGUAGUUGUUGUAGAUGGAAAUGCUUGUGAGAAAAACAAACACCACAUGGAGCCUGUAAAUGUUUUUGCACAACCUGUAAAGCAUUCUUGGAAGUGGCCAGUAAAAAAGGGUUUUACCGUUUAAAAAAAAAUGUAACUGUGUCAUUGUUUACAUCUGUAACUUUUUCCUCCCCUGUUCUCAUUACAUCCUGGCAAAAAUGUAGGCACCGUAGCUUCCAGUUUUAGAAUAAAUAACCAUUUGGAUUGAA